This is a messenger RNA of Oncorhynchus gorbuscha (pink salmon), 504 nucleotides long. Its product is annotated as adhesion G protein-coupled receptor E1-like. NCBI's taxonomy places the organism in Eukaryota, Metazoa, Chordata, Actinopteri, Salmoniformes, Salmonidae. The record is from RefSeq and is a predicted model, not a curated record. Gene Ontology annotation, molecular function: calcium ion binding. The annotation marks the transcript as partial. The transcript is spliced from 3 exons.
GUCUUCAUUUCACUCUUCUGGGGAACCAAGAGGCCAGAGAUUGCGGCCUGGGCUUCAUAGUCAAAGGGAAACAAUGUGAUGAUAUAGAUGAGUGUAAAGAGUUGGAACCUACCCCACCCUGUCAAAGUACUGCCACGUGUUACAACACAUAUGGAAGCUUCUACUGUCAGUGUCAACCUGGGUUCAUAUCCACAACGACUGUCGACUUUACUCCUCUCACUGGGAAGUGUAAGGAUCUCAAUGAGUGCCAAGAAAAGCCACAGGUUUGUGGCAGCAACUCCGCUUGCCUCAACACCUUCGGGAGCUUCAAAUGCCAGUGUCAACCUGGGUUCAGAUCCACAACGACUGUCAACUUUACUGCUCUCACUGGGGAUUGUAAGGACAUGGAUGAGUGUAAGGAGCAGACUGCUGAUUGCCCCAACAACUUAUCCUGUGUGAACACCCCAGGGUCCUACACCUGCAUCUGCCAGUCUGGGUACAAACUAACAGAGAGCAGGUGUGAGG